Messenger RNA from Mya arenaria, 1210 nucleotides. Its product is annotated as sortilin-related receptor-like. The transcript is spliced from 4 exons. The record is from RefSeq and is a predicted model, not a curated record. Gene Ontology annotation, cellular component: plasma membrane. Lineage: Eukaryota; Metazoa; Mollusca; Bivalvia; Myida; Myidae. Bases 40 to 918 code for a protein of 292 amino acids. Gene Ontology annotation, molecular function: protein binding.
UAAAACAUGACAUAUUGUUAAGGGUUAAUAUUUAUCAAAAUGUCGAUUGCAUGCCAUUUAUUUUUGUUGGUAGUUCUGGUUUUGGGUGCAACAUCAGGACUUAUUCCGGGAGGAAAUGAAACGUGCAUGGCUAAUCUAAAAACAUUGGAAUUGACCAACCACUGCUCUAAGGAGGAACAUGUCGAAAGCGCUGUUGCCAUUACACUAUUAAAUCACCAGUUCCGGGUGAUUUCCGCGUGUCUUAAUUGCUCCUUAACCAUGGUGACGCGAGCAGACCACGUGCUUGUGGUGACACUCUACAGUUUGGGCACCGAGGCUGGCUCUGAUGGGAAAUGUGAUAAAAACCGGCUAGAUGUUUACAAUGGGCGCAAGGUGAACGACUCGAGUAGCCUUUCUGGUAAACCUGGAAUCUGUGGAUGCAAAUUUCCCUCCACGAGCGAAUUCCGAUCCACAGAAAACUCACUGACGGUCCGAUUAUUCACUCCGUGCAACAAUAUCACAACACACGGAGAACUCGUGCUUGUGGUGUCCCCAAUCCGUAAUGAACGCUACAAUCUCACAGAGUGUCCAGGAAAGAACCGGUGUCUCAAUGGAGAGUACAUUAACAAGAAUGUCGUCUGCGACGGUACUCGCGCUGGCAAAGUCAGAUCAGACGAAUCUAAGUGUAACCACAAGUGCGCUGGGAAGUUUGAAUGCAGAAAUGGGAAAUGCAUCGACAAAAAUCUCGUCUGCGACGGCAAGAAUGACUGCGCAGAUAAGUCGGACGAGAACGGUUGCCAUGAAAUAAAACACCAUCGGCUUUCCACAUUUAUAGGAUUGGCUGGUUUGGCUGUUAUUGUGUUGGUCAUCAUUCUCGUUGUUCUCUGCUGCAGAUUCUAUUGCCAUGGAUAUGAACCAGCUUACAUGAGGCUUACGUGAACCAAUUGUUACAAUGACAAGACUUUUUCAUAGUUAUGUUGAGUCUUUUAAUGAAUGCUUACACGAGAGCAGCAUAACAAGUGAUGUAGGCUGCUGUGAAGCUAUAGUAUAUUCACAUUAAGUGAACAUUGGAUAAUAAAUAAAGCAGGUCUUCUCCAGACACGACUCGUACAUUUAAGUGUGCAUUGGUUUGAAGAACAUAUACAAACAAGAGAUUGUUUUUUUUUGUAAAAGCGCUUGUCUCCCCUAUUGUGUGGUCGUAGCUGAGAAAAAAUAAAUGAUGGUGAUGAAA